AGUCCUUCCAACCCACACUGGACUGUUGUCACUCGAGCAGAGUCCACCAGGAACAGCACAGAGUUCAGCAGUCUUUGCUAAUAUUUCUGUUGCCUGCUUUUCCAGUUUGCACCAGUAGAAAGAUUUAAGUCGUUUGAAAAUACUUCAUGUUCCUGGAGUGGACUAUCUAGGAUUUUAAUAACUCUUCCUGGAGGAACUUUGUCUUCUGUUUUACAGCCACUGGAUUUUUUUUUUCUUUUAGGCUGAAUUUUAUUUUGUGCAUGAUGCAUUUUGCAGUUAUGAUCAGCUUGUUUUUGCCACUGGUUGAAGCCAAGUACCACGGUUCAUUCCCGGUUCAUCAGGGUCUCAGCCCGCACCAGGAGCAAGGGAAACCCACCAGCAGACACAAGAACCACUGUGCCUACGUCGUUGAGAAGACGGUGUCCUUCACCGUCCAGGAUGGGGCGGCGCCGUAUGUAAAGGCUGAAUACAACAAGUGCUCCUGGGCCAAAAGAUGCCCAACUCUCUUGUAUCGCCUGCUCUACAAGCCCAUGUAUAAAGUAGCACACAAAACCGUGACAGAACUGGAGUGGCGCUGUUGUCCUGGAUACUCGGGGUACAACUGCAUGGAGGGACAACAGAUUUACCAGCAUCCAAUGAGGAUGAUGCCACCAUUCAAGGGUCCACCAAUGAAAGGCCCGCAGUUUAGUGGGGCGCAGCACCAAGGGUCCAUGUUCAAAGGUCCAAUGUUCAAGGCUCCACCUAUUAAUCCGGCUGUGAAACCCAAUCCCUGGAGCCAAAUGAAACAACCUCCCUCCAACAGUUUUGGCUCCUACCCACUGUCUCACUUUGGGCCACCAAAGUCCUCCUCUUACCCCGACACGUCCUUUGAGCCUUACCCACCAGAAGCUCAGCCAGAACCAGAACACCAGGAGCCACAUCGUUCAGACAGUGACCAAGAGCAUGGAGAGGAAUAUGACCAAAGACCAGAGGAUGUCAUCCCAGAGGGAAUCCCUGCUCCACCCCCUGGAGACGAGCAGCCAGACGGGAAGAUCACAGGCCAAGCUCUGGACCAUGAGACAGAGGAGAGGAUAUUUCGAAUAGAGGAGGACAUGCGCCAUCUGAAUCACGGUCUGGAGACUCUCAGGGGAACUGUGAGCGGACUGGAGAGCAGCCUGAGAGUCUCGCUGAGAGAGGACGCCAACAGGAUGCUGUUAGCUUUGCUCUCCGCUGCUCCAAGCCCUCUCGCUGCUCCAGCCACAGCAUCUAAUCCACCCACUGUCGGGUUUGUGGAAAUUCCUGCCAGAGAUCUUGACAUGGACGGCUUAGAUGGCAGCCACGUGUUUUCAGGUCUCACAGAACUGAGUGGAAAGGUAGAAGAGCUGAAGAUGGAGCUGCAGGUCAAGGCGGCAGAACUGCAAGAGCUCAGAGCAACAGUGCAAGGACACGAUGGAGUCCUGAAGAUGAUUUCAAAUGGAGCUCAAGUGCCGCCAGACUCCACUGGCAAUCCUGGGAGCGGUAUUGAACGUUUGAUGAACGCUAAACUAAGCAAAGUCAGGGCAGAAAUUCUUGAUGAGUUUGAUAAACGUGUGGAGAGAGCAGAGAAACGCUGCGGGGAGAACGUUGGGGAGGAGCGCCACCAGUGCCAGAGAGAUCACCGUAAGCAGGAGGAGGAGAUGAGGGACGCAGGGGAAGAGAGGACAUCAACGCUGAGAACUGAGCUGGGGGACAUCCAGUCACAGCUCCAUGACUUCACAGACCCAGAGAGCUGCUGCAGCACCAUGACUGGACUGGCAGAAAGAGUUCAGCAUCUGGAAACGUCUGUGUCAAGUCUAAACCGGUCCCAGGGACACUUGGGAGUGGAGCUCAGUGCUCACAAGGACCACAUAGAGGGGAUGCUGGAGGGUCGUCUGGCAUAUGUGGAAGCCAAGCUCAACCUGACCGGACAAAUUAAAAGUGAUGAUCCUGAACAGAAGAGUGCAGACCAUGAUGUGACAGGCCUGGGUUUGGAGGCCAGGAUGGAGGGUAAGCUCAGAGACCUGGAGGGCCGCCUGCUGACAGCCUUGGAGGAGCUCAGUAACGCCACUGCCCCCGCUCUGCUGGAAGGUCACGCCGUUCCAACACUAGAGACGGAGCUGGAGUCCCUCCGAGGGAGACUUGAGCUAGAUGUGGACAGAGUGCAAAAACAUCUCAACAACCUGGAGCUUCUCUGCUCUUCGUCUUGUUCCUUGUCCCAGAAAUCUGCCACUCAGGGAGACUCUGCCGGGCCAGAUGAAAACCAAGAGGCGGAGCAGAACAUAAAGCAGGUGUUAGACUUACAAGGCGACCGUUUGACCAGUCUUAACUUUACACUGCAGGAGAUCUUAAAGACAACGGCCCUCAGGGAGAGGCUUGUGGAAGAGGAAAGAGAUUUUCCCGUUCAGGCAGAACUGACGGUCCUUAAGCUCAAUGUUCGUUCUGUCAACCACACCCUGAUGAGUCUCCAAGACUCCCUGGGCACAGUGGUCCAUCAGGUGGGAGAGGCCAACAGCUCCUGGCACGAAAGAGAGCUUCGUCUGGCUAAGCAGAUAAAGGGAGUGGUCCAGCUGGUCGGACAUCAGGCUUCCAUGCUUGGAGCGGGCGAGCGCAGGCUGACCCGACUCAAAGGUGAGCUGCAGGAGAUGAAGAGGCGCCUGGCGGACGAGGUCAGGGGUUGCCGCAGCACAGCCAUGGUGGUCAAAAAGGAGGUAACGGAGGUUGGAGGGCGUGUCGCCAGUGUGGAGGAUCAAUGCAAAGGCCUGAACUAUCUGGCAGAGGACCUGGAGAGGAUCCGGGAGGAGCUGGAGAAACAGUCCAAUAGUCUUCUUCUGCAAGUUAACGGGACUCUCUCCAGCCACGCCCAGCAGCUGUUUGAGCUGAAAGACGAGCUGAGAAACUGCACCUCACGGGCGGAGCCGGCCAAGAGCGUAGAGACGAGCGCACAGGUGAAACGAGGGGACACGUUCACUCCGAAUUAGGUCAGUUCAUAGGGAGAGCUGCUAUUUGAGGGGUAAAUAUUUUUUUGGCUGAAACCUAUAAACCUGCACUGAAAUUGAAGGGUUUUAGCUAUAUUAUGGUAUGCAGUAAAAAUAAAGAAGGCAGCUAACUGUGAUGGAAGUUAUGACAUGUUGAGAUCAAUUCAUAAAGGUGCUAUGACAAAUACUUUUUAUAAACAUUUAUAUAGGGUGAUUGAAUGAAGGAUGAGACGUGAAUCUGUGAGUGUGAAGCUAACCGUGUUUUUUAUACCGAUUUUUCUUAUGCCUAUAAAUAUGCAAGAUAUUUUGGACUGUUUUUAUGCCGUGGGUGUUUUUAAAAUGUAUCCCUAUUUGAACGUUUAGUUUUUCUCAGUUAUUUUGGUUUAACUUAAAAACGUAUCGAUUCUUCAAAUCCAAUAAAGAAGGUUUCCGGAG
Molecule: messenger RNA, 3407 nt
Organism: Fundulus heteroclitus (mummichog)
Lineage: Eukaryota; Metazoa; Chordata; Actinopteri; Cyprinodontiformes; Fundulidae
Gene: emilin3a
Product: elastin microfibril interfacer 3a
Exons: 4
Coding region: 261-2975 (904 amino acids)
Cellular component (GO): extracellular matrix
Molecular function (GO): protein binding
Source: RefSeq, a predicted model, not a curated record